AUGGAUCUGAUAGUUUCUUAUCCUGCUCAAGCCAUUAGAUUUAAUCAUUUACAUGAUCGUAUUAAAAUAGGUCGUUCGUUUGUGGUAUCUGGUUUUAUCAAAUUUGAGAAACCUGAUAUCGUUGCGUUAGAAGCAACUGACAUUGAUUAUUUGUCGUCCUUUGAUUUUAAUUAUAAUACUGCGCUUGAAACUUCACCAUCAACCGUCUCAAAAUCUCGUUCAGUUAUUAAUUCAAUAGCUGAUGAGUUCAGAUCCACCUCACAAACUCCUAAUAAACGUCAAAGGUCAAUGUUUACUUCUAUGAACCAAGCCCCUGUUCCAACUUUAUCUACAACACCGCAAGAACUGGACUCUUUUGAUGUCAAUGCCGGAAUCACUUCUAAUAAAAAAAGUAAAAAAAAAUUAUCAGAUUUGGCGCUAGAUUCUCUUAAUCUAGGUGCAACAGGUGAGACUGUUAAUCUUACAAAUCUAAUCUCACAUGUGUUGUAA
This is a messenger RNA of Racocetra fulgida, 489 nucleotides long. The record is from the annotation of a GenBank genome assembly. Lineage: Eukaryota; Fungi; Glomeromycota; Glomeromycetes; Diversisporales; Gigasporaceae.